UUGAGGUUUGUUUGGAAAAUUAUCAAAAUCAAAUGAUAAAUAAUAAACUUUACUUUUUUCACCUGUUUUAGAUUUCAGUUGUAAUUCAACACAUCUGAACACGAUGAAUUCAACAGAUUAUCGAGAUUAUCGAGAAAAAGAUGAAUUGUUACUUAAUGUUUUUCUACCAAUAAUUAUUCCUAUUGAUAUAGUUUCUCUAAUUUUUUUCACCAUUUUUUUGAUGUAUGAAAUUCGAAAAGAAGUUGAAGAGAAUCUCAAGAAAUCGACAGCUGAAUUCAAAAACAUCUACUUUUUCUGCACAGUUUUGAUAAUCAAUAAUACAACAAAUACAAUUUUUGAUAUUCUACUCAAUGUUACAGAGUUUAAUGUAUUUACAUUUCUAUUUGGAUUAAAACUUAUUUUAUUUUAUUUUAGUUUUGUUUAUUUGAUUGACUCGAUUAAUUUAAUCUUCAAAUUUUUAGUAUUUUUAGUCGCUGUGCAGCGUAUCAUUUUCAUUUAUCAUCAAAAAUAUAUUUUUCUCAUCACAGGAAAAUUUUUGAAAGUUUAUUUACUAAUUUUUUAUGGGGUUCUGAUAGUAUAUCUUUUCAAUGGAGAUCGUGAGUAAAAAUUGAGAAAUAUGGAGAUUGUAGUGAUAUUUGUAGAUACCUGCACAUAUAAAAGUAUGAUACCUCAACGUUGUAAAAUUGAAACAAUUCUUCCAUUUGCUAUUCAAAUAGUUCUACAGUUUAUAAUAUCUAUAGCCUCUUUUCUGAUCUACUUACAUAUUUAUAAACUUAUCAAAACUCUGACUGAUCGAAAAGAUGAGAUUUUUUAUAUUUAUCAAUUUAUGCCCCUCGCAUUUCAUCAAAUGAUAUUUUCAACAUUCCAAUUGAUCAUUAUGCUUUUAUCCAUUUGUCAAUUCGACAUUUCUAAUGAAUGUGAAAUUUUCAUCACAAUUGUAUUUGAUAUUUUCAAUCAUUCACUUCCAUUUGUUAUUUCUAUGUCAUAUAUCGCGUCCCGCGAAAAUUUACGAUACUUGAUUGUUGGAGUUGUAUUUCCAUUUUUUGAAAGAUCUUCGACUCAAGUUGGAGUUUAUGUUCAACAAAAUUUGUAA
This is a messenger RNA of Caenorhabditis angaria, 1093 nucleotides long. NCBI's taxonomy places the organism in Eukaryota, Metazoa, Nematoda, Chromadorea, Rhabditida, Rhabditidae. The record is from the annotation of a GenBank genome assembly.